Molecule: messenger RNA, 1942 nt
Organism: Sinocyclocheilus rhinocerous
Lineage: Eukaryota; Metazoa; Chordata; Actinopteri; Cypriniformes; Cyprinidae
Product: myelin expression factor 2-like
Exons: 17
Coding region: 65-1639 (524 amino acids)
Cellular component (GO): nucleus; cytoplasm
Molecular function (GO): mRNA binding
Source: RefSeq, a predicted model, not a curated record
GUCUCGCGUGUUCUCGCGAUAGCUGCGUGAGCGGAGAGACGCGCGCUGGAGAGGAGCAGCAGUGAUGGCGGACGCGGAGCCGACGCUGGACCUGACUGACACCAAACAUGAGGAAUCAGGCGAUUCUCCCGCUGACGAAGGAGAAGCGGAGCCCCAGCAGACACAGGAGAACACCAAUGGCGUUAAAACCGACGCCGAGGACAAAGAACCCAAAGAGAAGAGCCGAAAGUCGCACCGCUACCAUCCCUACAAAGAGCGCCGCAGCGGCUCGGUGGACCAGAAGGCCUCCCACAGGAACCGCGUGUUCAUUAGCAAUAUCCCUUAUGAUAUGAAGUGGCAGGCAAUUAAAGAUCUAAUGCGUGAGAAAGUUGGUGAGGUUACAUACGUGGAACUCUUUAAGGAUGGAGAAGGAAAGUCAAGGGGCUGCGGCGUGGUUGAGUUCAAAGAUGAAGAGUUUGUGAAGAAAGCCAUCGAGGUCAUGAGCAAACAUGAUCUGAACGGACGGCCGCUGAACAUUAAGGAGGAUCCGGACGGUGAGCAUGCGCGGCGCGUCCUGCAGAGAUCGGGCCGGAUGUACGGAGCGGGCCGAGGGCAAGACAUCCCUCCCUCCAUCGCCAACAACCCCAACAUCCCUCCGGAGAUCAUCAGCGCGCUGCAGGCCGGACGGCUCGGCACCACCGUGUUCGUCGCCAACCUGGACUUUAAGGUGGGCUGGAAGAAGCUGAAGGAGGUGUUCAGUAUGGCUGGGACGGUGAGGAGGGCCGACGUUAAAGAAGACCAAGACGGGAAGAGCCGAGGCAUGGGGACCGUCACCUUCGAGCAGCCGCUGGAGGCCGUACAAGCCAUCUCCAUGUUCAACAGUCAGAUGCUGUUUGACAGACAGAUGCACGUGAAAAUGGAUGAUAAAUCGCUUCCUCCAGAUGACUUCAGGCCUGCAGAGAAAGCGCCACAGUUACCCAGAGGUCUGGGAGGCGUCGGGAUGGGUUUGGGUCCCGGCGGUCAGCCAAUAAAUGCCAACCGUCUCAGUGGAGGGGCCGUCGGCUCCAUGGGACCCGGAGGGAUGGAUGGGCCGGGAUGCAGCAACAUGAACCGCAUGAGUGGGAUGGGCGGAGGCUUCUCUGGGAUGGACUGUAUGGGUGGAAUGGGAGGAUUCGGAGGCAGAGACAUGGGCCGAAUGGGAGAUGUGUAUCGCUCUGGAAUGGCAGGAAUGGACAGAGACUUCGGCAGAAGUGACAUGGGAAUGAAUCGCCCCUUUGGAGACUCGUUUGGAGGUCUGGGUGGAGGAUAUGCAGGAAUGGGGAAUGCUGGGAUGGGACCCAUGGGCUCUGGAUUAGGAGGCGGAGCGAUGGUGAAUAUGGGAAUGGACCGCAUGAACUCCGGCUUCGACCGGAUGGGGGAAUCGUCUCUGUGUGUGUUUCCGCAGCUCUCGUACGAUCUGACCUGGCAGAAGCUCAAGGAGAAGUUCAGUCACUGCGGUCAGGUGAUGUACGCUGAAAUAAAGAUGGAGAACGGCAAAUCCAAAGGCUGCGGGACGGUGCGCUUCGACUCUCCUGAGAGCGCAGAGAAAGCCUGCCACAUGAUGAACGGAACCAAGAUCAACGGACGAGAGGUUGAUGUUCGUAUCGACCGCAACGCUUGAGACACACACACACAUCACAGAGCCCAGCUUUUGUUUUGUUUUAAAAACAUCAUGACUGUCAUAUCAGCAAUCUCACCAGCUUCAGCUCCAUGUCACACACACACACACACACACACUCUCUCUCUCAGACACACACACACACUCUCUUACACACACAGAGGCCAGCUUUUGUUUUGUUUUAAAAACAUCAUGACUGUCAUAUCGGCGAUCUCACCAGCUUCAGCUCCAUGUGUUAGAGACCACCUUUAGCUUUUUCUUUUUUGGUAACAUUUUAAUUUGUGGGACGUUUGUCUCUGACUACAU